AUGGUCAUGCUCUCAGAAGGCUCGCCAAGCGCAUGCCAUGCCAUGGACGUCGCCCAGUUCGCCCACUGGCUCGGACAGUGCGGCGAGAUCAAGUUUGUCGUCGCACACGCGCUGAGUCAGUACACCAAGCUGCGGCACGCGCUGGCGGCGGUGUCGAUGCAGGCUGAGAGCCUCUGGCUGGAGAUUGUUAACCGCGGUUUCAUCUCGGACGUGGUUCUCCUCGACGGCUUGCUCCAGCUCGCCGGGUCCGGGUCGAUCCCGCUUGGCGCUUCGCUCGAUGAGCUCGUCCAUCGGGCACUCGCCCUCGACGUCUCGGCCGACUGGGACAUCGAGCCGCGAACCCUGUUUGAUGCAGCCAAGGUUAGAGUCUCCAAGGUCGCCGACGACAAGCAGUUUAUGGCUCUUCUGGCAGGCAUGGUGGGCGCGUGCACCACCAACGCCGACAUGGAGCUCCCGGAGCUGAGCCACGACCAGCUGACGGCAAUGACGGCGCUCAUCUUCAAUGUUCACUACAUUAUGGACUGCAAGGCUGUCGACGUCAUGAACGAGUGCUGCUUUGACCGCAACCACUCGAUGUUCCAGCACGCGGUCGACUCGUGGGGCCCGCUCUCCGAGGUCAUCCAGAUCAAGGGCGCGGUCGCGCUGCAGGACGCCACACUCAACGGCAUAGCCGUCGACCCGCGCACCGUUGCUGCGCUCUAUACAAGGCUUCAGGCCACCAUCCAGGAGCACUGCGCCUACAUCCAGGCCCACAUGCCGCUCUACCGCAUCGCGUUUCAGUACGAGCGUGUCGGCGCUGGCGCAAACGGCGAGACUGCCGCGAAGGAUGACCCACCGAGCGCAAGCGAGACUGUGGCUGGUGUCUCGGCCAAGGUGGCGUCGGCGGUCGGCACCCUGCCUUCAGACGUGGUCGAGGCAACAUCGGAUGACGACGGCGAAGAGGAGAAGUUUGAAAAUGCGACCGAAAAGGCAGCAGUCUCGUCGCUCUUCUCGCUCUCGAUCGAGGAAGAGACGCUGAUGGUCGACGAGGCCGAGUCAGACGGGUGGCAGUUGAGCGAGGCGCCGCUCGACGAGAUCUCGUUCCUCACCACUGAUACCGGUAAGCCACGGAUGUCCCGGGCCGGAACCCGCAAGGCGCUGGUGCGCGCACGGCGUGAAGCGCUGGCAGCAGUGGUGGACAAACGGCGCGCGGAGCGCGAGGCGGCUGGGCUCUCCAUCGAAGACCCGCCGCUGCUCACCCGUGACGAAGAGUACAAGAUGUUUUCGCUCCCGCGCGACGGAUCGGACAUUUCGGUGCGGAUGAAAAAGUGGGCGCGGUUUGCGCACCUCUCCGAGUUUGUCGCCCGCUACUGCACCAUUAUCGAGUACUGCAAGCUGUUCGACAUUGUGGCGCCGCUGCACGAGAUGUGGACAGCGCUGGGCAAGCCGUCGAGCGCCGAAGACGAGGGCGUGGCCAAGGGCACCCGCGAUCUGCGGCCGCAGCCUCUCGGCGCCGAGCUCAUGACUGUCCACCCGCGGUACGUGGCAGUGAUGCGCAACGGGCGGACGGCAACGUUUGAGCCGCACUUGCAGGGCACGCCGUCGAUGCCGGGCUUCCGUGAGUGCUACGUCGCCCGCCCUGGCGCCGUUCUGCUCACCGUCGACUAUUCGUUCAUCGAGCUCUGCACGCUGGCGGCGGUGUGCGAGGCGCGGUACGGGCAAUCAGUCCUCGCCGACGUCAUCCGCAACGGCGUCGACCCGCACGCCUUUACUGCCGCCGUCUGCGACGAUAUGAGCCUGCCCGAGUUUGAAGCUCAGAAGCACUCGUCGGACGAGGCGACUCGGGCGCGGUACAAGUAUCUGCGCCAGCGAGCCAAGGCCAUCAACUUUGGUCUGCCCGGCGGACAGGGCGCGCGCUCGCUUCGCGAGUACGCAGCCUCGUUUGGCGUAUCGCUCACCUAUCCCGAGGCCAAGGAGCUGCGGCGGCAGUUUACCAACGAGGUCUUCCCUGAGAUCGGCAUGUAUCUCAACGAGCAGUCGCUCGUUCUCCUCGCGUCCAACCUGCGCCGGUCACUGGCGGUUGUCCGCCGCAAGCUGAGGUACCACCUUGCAGUCGACGGUGAGGCUGACACGCUCGGCAAGUCCAACCUGCUCGACAUCAAAUCGGUUGUCCGCGGCCGUCCGUUCCGCCGCGACGGCCUGCCAUACUCGCAGAAGUUUGUGGCCAACAUCUGGGCCUCGCUCCGGAAGCUGAACCGGAACCCGAAGCUCACUCCGCUGCUUGCUGAUCGCCAGCUCGGUUCGGAUGAGGUCUACGACGCGCUCUUCCGUCAGUCGGUCGUUACCCUUACCGGCCGAGUCCGCGGGUGCGUCAACUUUACCCAGGCGCGCAACACGCCCUUUUCAGGCCUUGCCGCCGACGGUGCCAAGCUCGCGCUGUGGGAUCUCUUCCACUCGGGCUACCGCAUCGUCGGCUUUGUCCACGACGAAAUCAUUGUCGAGCUGCCUGAGACUAGCGACCUUGAUCGUCACGUCGCCGAGAUCCGCGCCAUCGCCGAGCACGCCAUGGCACCGCUCUGCGCCGACAUCCCCAUCCAGACCGCCUUCACCCUCUCGUACCGCUGGCACAAGUCGCAGGAGCCGGUCCAUGCACCCAACGGCAAGCUGGUCCCGUCCGACUCUCGCGACUUUGUUCCCACUCUCGCCACCACUCACAUGGACGCUUGGAACGCCGGCAAGAUGGCGCACGUCCGCGCAGCCCCGGCUGAUGCAGCGUCCACACAAUGA
This is a messenger RNA of Thecamonas trahens ATCC 50062, 2766 nucleotides long. RefSeq lists its product as uncharacterized. Gene Ontology annotation, biological process: double-strand break repair; DNA-templated DNA replication. Gene Ontology annotation, molecular function: DNA binding; DNA-directed DNA polymerase activity. The transcript has a single exon. The record is from RefSeq and is a predicted model, not a curated record. The coding region runs from base 1 to 2766 and encodes 921 amino acids. Lineage: Eukaryota; Apusomonadida; Apusomonadidae.